Lodderomyces orthopsilosis Co 90-125 is the source of this 840-nucleotide messenger RNA. RefSeq names its product SAM complex subunit (gene SAM35). NCBI's taxonomy places the organism in Eukaryota, Fungi, Ascomycota, Pichiomycetes, Serinales, Debaryomycetaceae. Bases 1 to 840 code for a protein of 279 amino acids. The transcript has a single exon. The record is from RefSeq and is a predicted model, not a curated record.
AUGUUUAAAAUUCCCCAACCAGUUCAAAGAUUAUUCGAUUCGGUGCCACUAAAGGUAUACCAAGAUGAAUCUAAAGGCAUCUCGCCUGAGAAGCUAUAUUCGUUUUCUUUGGAAAAUCCAAUAAACCCUCUCAUACUAGGUGUUUACAACACUUUUGAACAUGGCAAGUACGUUUUGCCAACCGACCCAGUGUCGCUUUUCACGUUGAUUAUACUAGCAAAAAAGAAUGGCUUUGGCUUGCCGGACUUGAAUAGCGAGAGUAUGAGUGGUAUUACUCGCAUACCGUUUCGAGGAUCCCCAUCAAACUCACUUCCAAUUUUGAUCAGUGAUGGCUCAGUUAGAGCGACUGAAAAUUCAGAACAAAUUGGAAAGAGAAUUGCCUCAAACAAUAUAAACUCGGAGAAGGUUUUAAUUAUUAACGAAUUUGUCGAUACAGUGCUUUUUGAUUCAUGGAUUUCAUGCUUGUUAGUAGAGAUGUUAAAACCGGAAACUUUCUACCAACUUUUUAGCAUUAGCAACGAAUUGGAAUUAUAUGAGAUAAAGAAGCAGAUACCAGAGUGGAACAAUUUCUCCGUGAGACAUACAUCACUUUUCGAGCACUACCAGAAUGGUCAAUAUUUGCAAGCAUUCUAUGUUGCACAGUGUGAUACAUUCGAGGCCGCAAUUAAACGGUUGAAAGGCUACUUGACUAGCUCCGAUCAAGAAGGGUCUAUAAUAAAGUACAAAGUUGCAGCAUUUGUCAUCAUUUUUGAUCAUUUUUUAAAAGAGACAAAGAUGGGAGAAAUAUUGAGCAGGUUUCCAGAAAUGAUUACCAAAUCAUACGCAGUUUUGGAAAGCUAA